CCCACCCCAACCCUCAAGGUGGUCCUCCUAGGCGACUCGGGAGUAGGCAAAACAUGUUUACGGUCCCAGUUUGUGCAUCAUGUUUUCACCAACGCCUACAAGGCCACCAUCGGGGGUGACUACUUGACCACCACCGUGGUGGUGCCGUCGCAGCUGCCAGAGGAAGCCUCAGGUCCCUCGGCAGCACUUCUCGUCCCGGACGACACGAGACCUCAGAGCUCCACCAAAGUCAAUCUCCAGGUGUGGGACACCGCAGGCCAGGAGAGAUUCAAUUCCAUAUCACAGGCGUUCUACCGCGGGACCGACGUGUGUGUGCUUGUGUACGACAUCACCAACUACGAGUCUGUGUUGAGCAUCCGCGACUGGUUCAAACGGUUCAUGGAACACUGCCACGUCGAGCGUCCUGGUGUCGUGAUCGUGGGCAACAAGCUGGAUCGCAGCUCGGAGCGAUGUGUGGAUGCUGAAGAGAUAAGAGACAUUUUGGUUGCGAAUGCCUCCAUCAAUGUCGACGAGUACGUGGUCGACUGGGACACCGACCUCAAGGAAGUGUCGUCCAAAACCCUCGAGCUGGUCCAAGAGCUUUUCCUUCGUGUGGCACAAAUAGGCAUAGAGGCUGUGAACGACGGAAGAGCCCACGCACCCACACGAAUACAAGGCUUCGAC
Messenger RNA from Suhomyces tanzawaensis NRRL Y-17324, 663 nucleotides. RefSeq names its product Ypt7p (gene YPT7). The record is from RefSeq and is a predicted model, not a curated record. The transcript has a single exon. The annotation marks the transcript as partial. Gene Ontology annotation, cellular component: vacuole; late endosome; phagocytic vesicle. Gene Ontology annotation, biological process: regulation of vacuole fusion, non-autophagic. NCBI's taxonomy places the organism in Eukaryota, Fungi, Ascomycota, Pichiomycetes, Serinales, Debaryomycetaceae. Gene Ontology annotation, molecular function: GTPase activity; GTP binding.